This is a messenger RNA of Hippoglossus stenolepis (Pacific halibut), 1832 nucleotides long. RefSeq names its product claudin-7-A. The record is from RefSeq and is a predicted model, not a curated record. NCBI's taxonomy places the organism in Eukaryota, Metazoa, Chordata, Actinopteri, Pleuronectiformes, Pleuronectidae. The transcript is spliced from 3 exons. Bases 272 to 982 code for a protein of 236 amino acids. Gene Ontology annotation, molecular function: structural molecule activity. Gene Ontology annotation, cellular component: plasma membrane; bicellular tight junction. Gene Ontology annotation, biological process: cell adhesion; bicellular tight junction assembly.
CUCGUCCCCGCUGGUUCCUCACCAUUCAAGGUGCGGAAGAGGAACAGGUGCGCAAGGAGCUCCCGAGAAGAAGAGAAUAAAAAACAUCUUUAACUUUUAACUUUAUUCAGAGACACGAAGAGAAACUCAACCUAUUUAAACUAAAGAAGCGAGCCAGUGAGCAGCCGAGCGACUUUAACUACAGCCAGAGAGGAGUGGGGGGUUUGUACCUUCACAGCAGGUGAGCGACUCUCUUUCGAAGAAGAAGAAGCAGCAGAGGAAGAAGAGGGAAAUGGCCAAUUCCGGGCUCCAGAUCCUGGGCUUCGCCCUGGCUCUGUUGGGAGUCAUUGGACUGAUCAUUGGGACCAUUCUGCCGCAGUGGAAGAUGUCCGCCUAUGUGGGGGACAACAUCAUCACGGCGGUGUCCAUGUACGAGGGGCUGUGGAUGACCUGCGCCUUCCAGAGCACCGGGCAGAUCCAGUGCAAGGUGUACGACUCCAUACUGCAGCUCAACAGUGCCCUCCAGGCAACCCGCGCCCUCAUGAUCGUUAGCAUCAUCGUUUCGCUGGCUGGUCUGGGUGUAGCAUGCAUGGGAAUGAAGUGCACCAACUGUGGAGGAGAUGACAAAGCGCGCAAGUCCAAGAUCGCCAUGAUUGGGGGCAUCAUCAUCCUGAUUGGAUGUAAGAAGGCAUUUAAUCAUUUCCUGUUUUUAUUUUAUCCCUGGAUCUGUAAGCGCUUCAUUACUAAUGUUCUUCACUCUCUUACAGCUUUGUGUUCCGUUGUGGCCUGCUCUUGGUACGCUCACGACAUCAUCAGGGCCUUCUACGACCCUUUCACCCCUGUCAAUACCAAGUACGAGUUUGGGUCUGCCAUCUUCAUCGCAUGGGCUGGCGCUUUCCUGGCCGUAGUGGGAGGUGCCAUGCUCUCAGCGUCUUGCCCACGGGGCAAACCCUCACCCAAGUAUCCCAUCUCCAGACCUCCCAGCAGCAAGGAAUACGUUUGAAUGGGACUGGGACUCAAUGAAAGGACACUUUGACAUUUGUGCUUGUCCAACUCGGAGAUUUUAACAACGUUGAAAAAUAUGUAUCCAGCAGGCGACGAUCAGUACCUGUUUGUUUUUUAUUUUGUAUUUUAGUUUCUUCAAGGCUGCCCUGUGAUGUUACUGUAAUAUUAUUUUAACAGACUCAUUAAAGUUUUUAAAUAUAUUAGCAGUUUACUUCUAAGAAUGCGCUCACUGUCUUUGCCUUAUCUGGAACUGCAGAGUGAAACAAUCCAGCUGCCACCUGUAACACUCUAAGUUGUUCCACUGGUAUGCAGUACAUAUUUUCACAUGCUGCAUGCUAGUGUGCUCUGCAUUAUUGGAGAAUGCAAUGUGUUAGGAAAAUAGUCUGCAUGCACUGAACAGAGAUCAGAUACGUCAGUGGUCAACUCUACAGCCAUUUUAUUCCUGUGUUGGCUACGUGCAUAACAAUGUGCUCCCAUUUGUUCCCAUGUUUGUGCCCUCUUUUUAUGAACAAGACAAUCAUUCAACAGUUCAGACUAAUUUUUUUUUUAAUCAAAAGGCUGCAGUGAAACUUUAAAUAUAUAAAUCGCAACUUACUGAUUCCUUAUUAUUGCCAAUAUCAAACAGCGUGACAAAUGUUGAGAGCCAUUUCUCAACUCGUUCUGUAAUGAUUACUGUUUGUGUAAAAUGGGCUUUGCUCGUGUUUGUUUUGUUUUUUUUUAGAAUUUUAUUUGUCAUAAAUAUCGCUGCACUCAUCAAAUUCUCAGUUUUAAAAAACUUUUUAACAUGUGAUUUGUUGUGUGUUUCUUGUCUUUGUUGUACAUAAAAUAAAAGUGAAAAAUACACUGUU